Messenger RNA from Nothobranchius furzeri (turquoise killifish), 4233 nucleotides. The record is from RefSeq and is a predicted model, not a curated record. Lineage: Eukaryota; Metazoa; Chordata; Actinopteri; Cyprinodontiformes; Nothobranchiidae.
GCCAUUUUUAAAGGGGCAUUAUGGAAGUUUGACAGCCAAAACAUGUAUAGAAAUAAUAAAUUUCUUCUUCAUACAUUCUCCUGCAAUGCCCUGGUCCUGUAGAACGAGCCCUGGCAUUUUUACUGUGAUUGCCUGUUUUUCUGUAAAAUCACAGAAAAAGAGAGUUGCUCGGGUCGAGCAGGCUGCUUCAUGCGCGUUCACGCUCAGGCAUAGCCUGUAGCAUUUGCUAUCCGUAGAUUUAGCAGCAGAGAGAGAGGUAGUGCCAACUCAGCGACUUUGUUGCUGUUCCUAACGCCUAGUGAUGAACCUAGCUACGUUUCUGAGGACCCUUAGCUACUUUCUUCUAGAUAUUUCCUGCAAAUUAGCAACGAAAUAGCCAUUUUCACUCCGAACCUUCUUUGGUGUGAUGUUGUUUCAGGUGUCAUCAAGGAUAUAAAAGUUACAGAUACUGUGAAUGUUACUAGAGUGUAGCUCACCUUGUAAGACGUCUGACUCCCAUGCAGAAGACCUGGGUUUGAUUCUGGGUGAGAACACAGUUUUUUUAGCGUUUCUUUUUUACAUUAAUGGUAUAUUUUUUUUACAGUAAGAUGCCCAAAAAUUUUUUUGAGACUCGCCGAACGGCAUUGAAUUCACAGAUAAAAAAGAUGUGGGUUCAACUUUCAUUUUGGAACAAUUUUUCAAGCAAGGGAAGGGAAUGAUCUGAGCAUGCAGGAGGACUGACCCAUCUUAAACCUUUGUCGGCUGUGCUGAAGAGAAAGGUACAGAACCAAAUUAAUUAAUUAAUUAGCUGCACGUUCUCCUAUCCUCAGUCCUCUGGGCCACACACACACAAGGGACUGUCUCAGCUGUUAUUUUCGUAAAGGAGUGUGCACGUACAGCAUGCGCACCUCGUGCACGAGCCUACUAUUGAAGCUGCCGUUACACUUUUGGCCUGAGGGGGCAAUCGCAAGCAUAAAAAUUCAAAAGUCCGUUAAGUCCCUUUAAAGUCACACAAAGAUGUAUAUAGUUGGAGAGUGAGUGAAUGUUGUCCAGAUCAAGUCAAAUAAACAAAAAUAAACAACAAACCAAAGUGAUAAAUUAUUAAUCUUUUUAUUGUUUCUGGAAUGUUUUUAAGUCUAUGAAGGAAGCAUCAAUUUGUCAUUCAUGGGGUUUCUCAAAUAUAUUUUUAUUUCUUCUCAGAUGCAUUGUUUCCUGAAAAAAACGAGGAGUUAUUUUCUCUUUCAAACUUCAGGAAUGAAACCAAUUGUUGAGUGUAGCUCUGAAUUUUGGACAUUUUUUCAAAUGAUUCUUUGCAGCCACCUGAAGAGAAGCUGCAAAGACACCGCUAGAUGUCACUGAAUCUGUGCACUAAGGUUCCUUUCAAUCUACCAUAAAAGAGCUAAACAGCUGUUAGCAAACAACCUUAUAGACAUAUAGAUAGGGUUAUAAAUCAUUUCCAGAAUAUAUCAUAAUAAGAAAGCAGGCUAGACUCGUUUUUUUCUAAGCCUCUUCAUCUGAUGGAUACAUCAUGGAAGCUUUUCCUUGUGUGAGGUGUGUGUUGUGUGCAGGCUGACUAAUCCAUCCAUGUCAGCGUGACACAAACAGGCAGCAUCAGAGAGAUCAGCCUGAUCAGCGCUGUGCACAAAACACUAAUAAACCCAAUAUUGAAUUUUUUAUUCCAGGUCAUCCAGCAUUAUGAGUCAGCGGACCGAGCGACGGGGCAUCCAUGUGGACCAAUCAGACCUACUCUGCAAAAAGGGAUGUGGUUACUAUGGAAACGCAGCAUGGCAGGGCCUGUGCUCAAAGUGCUGGAGAGAGGAGUACCAGCGGGUGCGGCAGAAGCAGAUCCAGGAUGACUGGGCCUUGGCAGAGAAGUUGCAGCGAGAGGAAGAGGCAGCAGCGUACGCCAGCAGUCACAGUGCGCAUUCCCAAUCUACUGCGGCGCAGCACGCUUCUGUCGGCCACUUCUCCAAGUUCGAGGAAAAGAAAACCAACGAGAAGACGCGCAAAGUGACCACAGUUAAGAAGUUCUUUAGCCCUUCAUCGCGAACUACCUCUAAAAAAGAAAUCCAGGAAGUUAAAGCACCAAGUCCGUCUAUUAGCCGUCAUGCUAGCUUUGAUACCGAUCAAGUGUCGAAAGAGUUUGUGGACUUCUUGAAGAACCUCCACAAGCCCGGCCGGGAGACCUACAAGCAGUGCAGAGCUUUCCUCUUGAACAUGUCGAGUAAGAAGGACCUGGGCGCUGAUGAGCUGUCUGAGUGUGUUCAGGACUUCUACCAGAACUUGGCCGACCGCCUGAUAAGCCACUUCAAAGGCUCUUCAGAAUCGGUGGAGCAGGUGAUGGACCAAGUGGAAAAGUACAUCAUGACGCGUCUGUAUAAGAGCGUUUUCUGUCCAGAGACAACCGAUGAUGAGAAGAAGGACUUGGCAACACAGGACAGGAUAAGGGCUUUGCACUGGGUCACCAUCCAGAUGCUCUGUGUGUCCAUGGAAGAAGACAUCCCUGAAGUCUCUGAGAAUGUGGUCAAAGCAAUAACAGACAUCAUUGAGAUGGACUCCAAGAGAGUUCCUCGGGACAAGCUUGCUUGCAUCACCCGCUGCAGCAAACACAUCUUCAGCGCCAUUAGGAUCACCAAGAAUGAGCCGGCAUCCGCCGAUGAUUUCCUCCCUGCACUCAUUUACAUCGUCCUCAAAGCCAACCCUCCGCGGCUCCAGUCCAACAUUCAGUACAUCACCAGGUUCUGUAACCCCAGCAGGCUAAUGACUGGAGAGGAUGGAUACUACUUCACAAAUCUGUGCUGUGCAGUGGCCUUCAUUGAGAAGCUCAACGCUCAGUCUCUUAACCUCUCCCCAGAGGAGUUUGAGCGCUUCAUGUCCGGUCAAACUUCGCCGCGAUUCAGCAGCUCAGACAGCGACUGGCCCUGCUCCGAGUCGGGGCUCGGCACCACUGUCACCAACCCCGUCCUGGUCCAACUCAAUCACAACCUGGAGCUGCUGACGGGACUCUGCACCCGCCAGGAGGCCGUGAUGGAGGCCGCUCAAAGCCUCCAGGCCGAUCUCCUCACCUGGUCGGACAGUGUGCAGCAGGAGGUGCACAACAUAUUAGAGAAAUAUCCGCUGGAGAUCAUCUCCAAAGUUUCUGCUAUUGAUGCCAACACGGACAACGAUAACCUGCCAUCACCCAUCAAACCCCAGGUGUUUGCUGACUAACCGAAACGAUCGAAGCAGGAAAACACUCCAACUUUUUAAACAUUCAUACAAGGGUCACAAAUCUCCUCAUCAGCACCUUAGAAUCAAGCUAACGCUUACAUUUAACCCAGAUCAUUUCACUUUAGACCAGUAAGUUCUGUCAUGUUCAUUUCUGCUAAUGUGUGCAGCAUUAGCUAAAAAGCUGCUGGCUGGUUCUAAAAUAAUCAGGCAGCUUCAGCAACAGAAAAAUAAUAAGCUGUUGUUUUUAAAUGUUCAUUCUGUUUUAAACCAUCUUUAUCAUCUAAUCCUGCAAAAUAGGGAAGAGGCCAUUACUGUUAAAGUCUUAAAGCUGUAAGUUAGCAUCUGUGGCUCAAAAUCGCAGCUAUGUUAAAGGUACUGACUGAAGAUAAGAGUUUUUAUUUUUUGUGAUCUUGUUUCUCAUUGUAUGUAGUUUUUUGUUGAAUUAUGUGCACAACAGAAACUUAGCUGCAACAAGUUGCAGAAAAUCUCCAAACAUUAUCUCAAAUUGUUUCUUCUUUAAUGCCUUAUUAUGAAAUAAUAAUAAUAAUAAUAAUAAUAAUAAUAUGUAGGUUUAUAAAUGUUUGUAUUUUCAGUUCAGCUGAUUUUUCUGUUUUACGUUCAGUUAAGGAACAUGAAAGUCUUUGACUAUGAUUUCAGUUAUUUUCAGAUUAAUACAACAUAUUUAAUAAUCUGGAUUAUUUAAAUCACUUUUGAUUAAAUGUAAAGGAAUUUUAAAUGUUUUUAUUUAUUUGUGCCCCCGUUCAUUUCAAUUUUCCUCCAUUUUACUUAAUUUGACCGAAAAUCUAAAGUUUUUGUCUGGUUUAGAAACCGGUUUUAUGGAUCUCAUGAGAUGUGAAAAGCAAAAAAAAAAAAAUAAUAAUAAUAAUAAAAAAAGGAUUAUGGCACAGACUGUAGUUUUUAAAAGCAGGUCAAAUGUAACAGUUUGAUUUUUAGCUGUAUGAUAUAAAAUGAGUUGGUGGAUCAUUGUAAAUAUAACAAGACUGUAUGAAUGCCUUGAUGAAAUAAAGAUGCUUUUCCAGAUCA